Molecule: messenger RNA, 869 nt
Organism: Neohortaea acidophila
Lineage: Eukaryota; Fungi; Ascomycota; Dothideomycetes; Mycosphaerellales; Teratosphaeriaceae
Exons: 3
Coding region: 162-770 (202 amino acids)
Source: RefSeq, a predicted model, not a curated record
CUUCAUUCCAGCCUUUCAUCUGCAGGAAAGCAUGCCGUUGCAGGGUAAAAGGGGGCGUCUGGAUCUGGCGUCAAGAACUCGUAGGUAUAAGUACCUUGCGGCCCAGCGGACAGGAGCGACGCCUUGUACAGCUUCCCUGACCCGCUGUUUCUAUCAUCACCAUGCUCGUCUUUCUGGGCCUUUUCUUGCUCAGCACUCUUGCAACGGCCGACUUAGCAGCGGUGUCGUGUCCUGCCCAAGCUAGCUGCACUGGUUUCGUUGGCAGUAUCGCGUCUGCCCUCAAAGGCUAUCCGCAGGCCUCGACUUUCUGCUCAGACAAAUUCCCAGUGCCCAGUCAGACUUGCACGUCUGUCGCUCCUACAUUAACGAUUACUGUUACAGCAGUAGCAGCUACCGCGACUACGACUGUUGCAACGAAUACGAUAACCGACACCGCUAGCACGAUCACGAAUACGGCUACGAUCACUGUCACGCCUACGAUCACCACCACAACUGUCGAAACAGAUAGCGAGACUGACACAACGACGGUCACUGCGACUAUUACUUCCUACCAGUCCGCGAUCAACAAACGCGACAGGCAUGGCGAACGAGGUGGCGACCCUCGAUCGUCGAAACUCAAGAGCCUCCAGUCGGAGGCAUCGUCUUUCGUCGGCGCUGUCUGCACCUGCCUCGAAACGCCAGCCUCGACGACUGCCACGAUUACACCAACUACAAACACCACAGUGACGCCUACUGUGACUACACGCGUCACUCAGACGACCACAAGGUAAGAGAUUGUCAUAUAGCAGCGGUGUGAGUUCCUAAUCUGGGCAUGCAGCACCAUCACCCCUACCGUCACGACUACGUCAACCUCGACCGCAGCUCCGGUG